AUGAGUAGUAGCCAUGAGAGUCCAUUCUCAUUCUCGGAUGAGAAGACGAAAGGAGAUAAAUCUCCGGAGAAAGUUUCGCUUUUCAAAUUGUUUGCAUUUGCCGAUGCUUACGACUAUUUUCUCAUGUUUAUUGGAUCCAUUGGUGCCUGCGUGCACGGUGCUUCCGUCCCCGUCUUCUUCAUUUUCUUUGGAAAGUUGAUCAAUAUCAUCGGUUUGGCUUAUCUCUUCCCGAAAGAAGCUUCUCACAAAGUUGCUAAGUAUUCAUUAGAUUUGGUAUAUCUGAGUAUAGUCAUACUAUUUUCAUCAUGGACAGAGGUGGCUUUUUGGAUGCAUUCUGGGGAAAGACAAGCCACAAAAAUGAGAAUGGCAUAUUUGAGAUCUAUGUUAAAUCAAGAUAUUAGUCGAUUUGACACUGAAGCUUCUACUGGAGAAGUCAUUUCAGCUAUCACUACCGAUAUCAUUGUUGUUCAAGAUGCCAUUUCAGAAAAGGUGGGAAAUUUUCUGCACUACUUCAGCCGUUUUAUAUCAGGAUUUGCCGUAGGUUUCAUAAGAGUGUGGCAAAUCAGUCUUGUGACACUCUCAAUCGUACCCUUGAUUGCACUUGCUGGUGGCAUCUAUGCCUAUGUAGCCACUGGGCUAAUUGCCAGAGUCCGCAAAUCCUAUGUGAAAGCAGGAGAAAUUGCAGAAGAGGUAAUUGGUAAUGUCAGAACAGUGCAAGCAUUUGCUGGAGAAGAUAGAGCAGUGAACUCAUAUAUGACAUCUCUGUUGAACACGUACAAGUAUGGGAAGAAAGCAGGCUUGGCCAAGGGUCUUGGACUGGGAACCUUACACUGUGUUCUUUUUCUUUCAUGGUCGUUGCUCGUUUGGUUCACUAGCAUUGUUGUACAUAAGAAUAUUGCCAAUGGAGGAGAGUCUUUCACGACCAUGCUCAAUGUCGUUAUUGCUGGCCUGUCAUUGGGGCAAGCAGCGCCAGACAUUACAGCUUUUAUUCGGGCAAAGACAGCUGCAUAUCCCAUCUUUGAGAUGAUUGAAAGGAAUACAAUCAGCAAAACGAACUCCGAAAAUGCUCGGAGACUGAGUAAUGUAGAUGGUCACAUCCAAUUUAAGGAUGUAAUAUUUAGCUAUCCAUCCCGUCCUGAUGUGUUGAUUUUCAACAAACUUUCACUGAAUAUUCCUUCUGGAAAGAUUGUAGCCCUUGUUGGAGGAAGUGGAUCUGGGAAGAGCACAGUUAUAUCUUUGAUAGAACGUUUCUAUGAUCCCCUCUCUGGACAUAUACUAUUAGAUGGAACUAAUAUUAGGGAGCUGGAUUUGAAGUGGCUUAGGCAUCAAAUUGGUUUGGUAAAUCAGGAGCCUGCACUUUUUGCCACUACCAUUAGGGAGAACAUUCUCUAUGGGAAAGAUGACGCCACAAUUGAAGAGAUUAUACGUGCAGCAAAACUUUCAGAGGCAAUCAAUUUUAUUAACAAUCUUCCCGAUAGAUUCGAAACUCAGGUGGGUGAGAGAGGAAUACAACUAUCGGGUGGACAGAAGCAAAGAAUUGCAAUAUCACGUGCAAUAGUGAAAAAUCCUUCAGUACUUCUGUUGGAUGAAGCAACUAGUGCACUUGAUGCAGAGUCUGAGAAGAGUGUGCAAGAGGCUCUCGAUCGGGUGAUGGUGGGGCGAACAACUGUUGUUGUGGCUCACCGUCUAUCUACUGUUAGAAAUGCUGAUACAAUAGCUGUCGUGCAAAAUGGUGCAAUAUUAGAAAUCGGAAGCCAUGAAGAACUUAUCUCAACACCAAAUAGUGCCUAUGCUUCCCUUGUUCAACUACAAGAGACAGCUUCAUUGCGUCGCCUCCCGUCACAUGGACCUGCCAUGGGGCGACCUCUCAGCAUUAGGUACUCACGUGAAGGUAGCAUUAGGUAUUCACGUGAAUUAUCCCGCACAACUACAAGAAGCCAUGGUGCCAGCUUUCGUUCUGAGAAAUCUAUAAGCAGAUUCGGUGCUGAUGGACCAGAGAAUAUAACACCACAACAUAUUUCAUCUGGAAGAUUGUAUUCCAUGGUGCGUCCUGAUUGGUUUUAUGGGGUUUUUGGCACCAUGUGUGCAUUUAUUGCUGGGGCUCAGAUGCCUCUUUUUGCUCUCGGAGUUACUCAGGCUCUUGUGUCUUACUACAUGGACUGGGACACUACACGCCAUGAAGUAAAGAAAAUUGCUUUCCUCUUUUGUGGGGGUGCUGUUAUAACUGUCAUUGCUCAUGCUAUCACACAUCUAUGUUUUGGGAUCAUGGGAGAACGGCUUACACUUCGGGUUCGAAAAAUGAUGUUUACUGCUAUGUUGAGAAAUGAGAUUGGAUGGUUUGAUGACAUGAACAAUGGAAGUGCUAUGCUAGCAUCACGAUUAGAAAGUGAUGCAACUUUGUUACGAACUGUGGUGGUUGAUCGUUCUACAAUCCUGUUACAGAAUGUAGGCUUGGUUGUCACCUCGUUCGUUAUCUCCUUCAUCUUGAACUGGAGGCUCACUCUUGUAGUGAUAGCCACAUAUCCGCUGAUUAUUAGUGGUCAUAUCAGCGAGAAACUUUUCAUGCAAGGCUAUGGUGGUGACUUGAGCAAAGCAUAUCUCAAAGCUAACAUGUUUGCUGGUGAGGCAGUGAGUAACAUCCGAACUGUUGCCGCAUUUUGCUCGGAGGAGAAAGUACUUGAUCUUUAUGCUCGCGAGCUGGUUGAACCAUCUCGGCAUUCAUUCAGACGUGGUCAGACUGCUGGAUUAUUUUAUGGAGUCUCUCAGUUUUUCAUAUUCUCGUCCUAUGGGCUUGCUUUAUGGUAUGGUUCAGUUCUGAUGGGGAAGGAACUUGCUAGCUUCAAAAACGUCAUGAAAUCAUUUAUGGUUCUGAUUGUAACGGCCUUAGCUAUGGGUGAGACACUGGCUAUGGCACCUGAUCUCCUAAAGGGGAAUCAAAUGGUGGCAUCAGUUUUUGAAGUGUUGGAUCGGAAGACAGAGAUUUUAAGUGAUGUAGGAGAAGAGCUUACAAGGGUAGAUGGCACAAUCGAGCUCAAGGAUGUUGAAUUUAGCUAUCCUUCGAGACCUAAUGUUCUGAUUUUCAAGGAUUUCAAUCUUCGAGUGCAUGCUGGCAGAAGUAUGGCAUUAGUUGGACAAAGUGGUUCUGGGAAAAGCUCUGUAAUUUCUCUCAUACUCAGAUUUUAUGAUCCAACAAGUGGGAAAAUAAUGAUUGAUGGCAAAGACAUCAAGAAACUAAAGCUCAAAUCUUUAAGGAAAUACAUCGGAUUGGUCCAACAAGAGCCGGCUCUUUUUGCCACAUCAAUCCAUGAAAACAUUCUUUAUGGUAAAGAGGGUGCCGCAGAGGGAGAAAUUAUAGAAGCAGCAAAGCUCGCUAAUGCACACAGUUUCAUCAGUGCCCUUCCUGAGGGCUAUUCGACUAUGGUUGGUGAGCGAGGCGUUCAACUUUCCGGUGGGCAAAAGCAAAGAGUUGCGAUUGCGCGCGCUAUUUUGAAGAGCCCUUCUAUUCUUCUCUUGGAUGAAGCCACUAGUGCUCUUGAUGUGGAAUCAGAACGCUUGGUUCAACAAGCUUUAGACCGGUUGAUGAAGAAUAGAACGACAGUUAUGGUGGCACAUAGAUUAUCUACCAUUAAAAAUGCAGAUCAAAUAUCGGUUUUGCAAGACGGGAAGAUUAUAGAGAAAGGGACUCAUUCUUCUCUUGUGGAGAACAAAGAUGGCGCGUAUUAUAAACUCAUUAGCUUGCAGCAACAACAGCAACACCACCACAACUGA
Fraxinus pennsylvanica is the source of this 3768-nucleotide messenger RNA. The record is from the annotation of a GenBank genome assembly. NCBI's taxonomy places the organism in Eukaryota, Viridiplantae, Streptophyta, Magnoliopsida, Lamiales, Oleaceae.